Molecule: messenger RNA, 1139 nt
Organism: Blastomyces dermatitidis ER-3
Lineage: Eukaryota; Fungi; Ascomycota; Eurotiomycetes; Onygenales; Ajellomycetaceae
Product: vacuolar protein sorting 55 superfamily protein
Exons: 3
Coding region: 258-644 (128 amino acids)
Biological process (GO): late endosome to vacuole transport via multivesicular body sorting pathway
Cellular component (GO): endosome; Vps55/Vps68 complex
Source: RefSeq, a predicted model, not a curated record
CGGCGCUUCGUUGCUAUCGCAUACAUCCAACUGGAUUAAUCAAUUUAAUAUCGCUUGCUUGGGGCUGAGCUUUUGCUACAGAUUCUCAUUUAUUUUAUUUCGUCUGCUGCUCUGACUUCUCCGCCUGCGUCUGCAGGACUCUCCGCUAUACUCCUUUGAUUGAAGCUGGAGCGGGCUUCACAUCAUCAAACACCAUCACCUCCUCCCUCAUCUCCCCUCCCUCCACUCUCCUGCCCGCCUCCAUCCUCCAAGGCAUCAUGGCAGCGGGACUAAAAACCAUCAUCGCCCUCUCCUUUGUCCUCGCAAUCGGUUUCCUCUUGGUCAUCCUCUCCGCCGCGCUAUGGCAUAACUAUCUCCCCCUCCUCGUCGUUGCCACAUAUGUAAUCGCUCCACUACCGAACUGGAUAUGCGGCCGCUGUGCCAACCCUGAUGAUUUCAUGGAGAGCGCGGGGAGCGCUGUGGUGGAUUUCGGGAGGUGGUGCACUGGCUUCCUGGUUGUGAUGGGCGUUGCCCUCCCCACUCUUCUGGCUCAUAGCGGUGCCAUCCAGAUUCCCGCGAUGGUCAUGUCGAUCCUGGGUGGCCUAUUGAUAUAUACUACCAUCAUCAGUUUCUCGAUGUUUUUCCAGGAGCAGGAAGAGUUCUAAGAAGGCUAGAACCAAGACUAAUGUGCUGUGUUUUUCCCCCUCUAUCCCCGCCUACCUUACCCAUAUUCACCCACUAUUAUUAGUUUUCUGCGCUUCCCUUACAUCUUAUUUACCCCACGACAGUUCACCCUACGAGUCCAGGAGCCGGUGAUUUGUUGUUUUUUUACGGUUUAUGUUCUUUCCUUCUGCGUUUUAUGACUUUUCUCUCUUGGGGUCUUGGUUAUUGCUUUAAUCCUAUUGUUUCACCGUUUUCUUCAAGAGUGUGUACAUGCAUUUGGUGUUUCGCCUUGUGCUAGGGCUAUAUUGCAAGCCUGGAAGAUCAUAUUCGAGCUACUGUAGUUAUGGAUGCUAAUACCAAUAUACUCUUUCUCGAUUUUCGCAAAUGUACCCCUGGUUGACACAUGGAGGGAUCGCCUCAAACAUAUAUAUCGGUCUUAGCUUUGUACGCUUCUCCAAUUACCCGAUCUCUACCUGUUUAUAUUUUAGAGUCCUAUA